UCCCGAGCCAGAUGGAGAGUGCAAGAGGGCCGUGGACAAUGGAGUGUAUAGCUAGCUUGGGAAGAUGAGAAUGGGCCAUGAGCAACUGGGUGUGACUUUAAUUUGCGCUGCGCAAGAUUUGUCUCGUUAGGCUCCGCCGGUGAAUCCCUUUGUUUAGGCUUCAGAGAACGGUUUCAUCUCCCAAUCGAGUAGUCGACUCUCGAAACUCAACAGAUAGCCAAAACCAAUCUUGGAUUCUUGAGAACCAAAUCUAUAGUGCCGUAAUACUCUCACGAAUUCUUCUUUUUCUUCUUCUCCGGCACCGGCAAGAACCCGAAUUGGUACAUUUCUUGGACACUUGGAGAUGCAUCCUCAGGCGCAGCAAUUCAGGCCAAGAACCUAUUUUCCGAUGACCCAGCAGGUUCCGUUCUUGCAAGUUCAACCACCGCAAAUGCAAAUGUAUCAUCCAAUGAUGCCCAACCACAAUGAGACCGUGUAUUACCAAUAUCAGUGGCUGCCUCAACCACUACCACCGUCAACGGUUCCCCUGCCUUCACCGACACCCACUAGAAGCCUCCUUCUAUAUAAGGUGCCCACGUACGUCAGUGAAACGAUUGUCCGUACAGAAUUACAAGUGUUUGGGGAGGUGAAAUCGGUGGGGAUGGAGAGGUUGCAGGAUGGAAUCGUUACUGUUCACUUUUAUGAUCUGAGGCAUUCGGCAGCGGCGUUGGCGGCGAUACAGAACCAUUACAUACAGCAUCAGCACAUAAUGAGGCUAUAUUACACCGUUUUAACGUUGCCUCCAUUGGCUCAUCGCGUUGUCGCUGGUUCUGCUACCUGGGCUCAAUUUUAUGUUCCUAGUAUUUCCGCCGACGACAGUAAUCAAGGAAUUCUUGUGGUUCGUAAUUUGGAUCGGGAGAUCUCUUCCAGUAGAAUACUUGAAAUUUUUGAAUCUUUUGGGGCUGUGAAGGAACUGAGAGAAGCGCCAUUGGGGACCACCAGUGGUUCGUGGAGUUCUUUGAUAUCAGAGAUGCAGCUGAUGCUCUUUCGGGAUUGGAUGGCAAAGAAUUCGCAGGAGGCAUUUAAAAGUUCGUUCAUUCCUUCCCUAGAAGAGCAUGGCAGAAUGUAAUUCAACUCAACUCCUCUGCUUUAACUACUUCAUAUGUUAAACCAA
Molecule: messenger RNA, 1153 nt
Organism: Macadamia integrifolia
Lineage: Eukaryota; Viridiplantae; Streptophyta; Magnoliopsida; Proteales; Proteaceae
Product: protein terminal ear1-like
Exons: 2
Coding region: 344-1108 (254 amino acids)
Molecular function (GO): nucleic acid binding
Source: RefSeq, a predicted model, not a curated record